Moesziomyces antarcticus is the source of this 849-nucleotide messenger RNA. RefSeq names its product polysaccharide deacetylase family protein. Gene Ontology annotation, biological process: carbohydrate metabolic process. The record is from RefSeq and is a predicted model, not a curated record. Gene Ontology annotation, molecular function: hydrolase activity, acting on carbon-nitrogen (but not peptide) bonds. The coding region runs from base 1 to 849 and encodes 282 amino acids. The transcript is spliced from 2 exons. NCBI's taxonomy places the organism in Eukaryota, Fungi, Basidiomycota, Ustilaginomycetes, Ustilaginales, Ustilaginaceae.
AUGCCAGCUAAACGCGUGCUCGUAUCGUACGGGGUGGACAUUGACGCCGUUGCGGGCUGGCUCGGCUCGUACGGCGGCGAAGAUUCGCCCUCGGACAUUUCUCGCGGCAUCUUUGCUGCCGAAGUGGGCGUCCCCCGCAUGCUCCGCCUCUUUGCCAAGAAGGACAUUCGAGCGACGUGGUUCAUCCCCGGCCACACGCUCGAGUCGUUCCCCACCGAGUGUCGAGCGAUUGUCGAUGCGGGUCACGAAAUCGGGCUGCACGGAUACUCGCACGAAAACCCCACCGCCAUGUCGCUCGACCAGCAAAAGGCGAUCCUCGAAAAGACGUUCAAGCAGUUGACCGAGUUUGUGGGCAAAUCGCCUACGGGAAGCGUGGCGCCGUGGUGGGAAACUUCCGCAGAGGGCGCAGAGUUGCUGCUGAGCUAUGGGAUCGAGUACGACCAUUCCAUGAUGCACCACGACAGCCAAUGCUACUGGCUCAGGACCGGCGAUCAAUGGACCAAGAUCGACUACGCAAACAAGCCAGAGACCUGGAUGAAACCCUUGCAGAGGGGAGACGUCACGGGACUCGUCGAAAUCCCCGCCAACUGGUAUGUCGAUGACCUUCCACCCAUGAUGUUUAUCAAGAAAUCACCCAACAGCCAUGGAUGGGUCAAUCCGAGGGACAUCGAGCAGAUGUGGAUGGACAUGUUCCAGUGGCUCUACGACAACGAAGAAGAUUUCGUCUUCCCCGUGCUUGCCAUGCACGAACGCUUUAUCGACUGGAUCAACACGCACGAAGGCGUAAAGUGGUGCACCAUGGACGAGAUGAACAAAGACUUUCGCUCGCGCAACCCGCGACCCUCCUAA